Messenger RNA from Doryrhamphus excisus (bluestripe pipefish), 1507 nucleotides. RefSeq names its product proteasome 26S subunit, ATPase 2 (gene psmc2). Lineage: Eukaryota; Metazoa; Chordata; Actinopteri; Syngnathiformes; Syngnathidae. Gene Ontology annotation, molecular function: ATP hydrolysis activity; ATP binding. The record is from RefSeq and is a predicted model, not a curated record.
CGACAGUUACUUCCGCUCCAAACGGAAAUCUAAAGCUGCUGUGUAAUGGUACAAUUUAGCUGCUUGAGCAUCACGGCGUAGUCCUUAGGAACCAAUCUAAAACAAAUAUGCCAGACUAUUUAGGAGACGACCAGAGGAAAACAAAGGAAGAGGACAAGGAUGACUCCCCAAUUAGAGCUUUGGAUGAAGGAGACAUCGCUUUGCUGAAGACCUAUGGUCAAAGCACAUAUUCCAGACAGAUAAAGCAAGUGGAAGAUGACAUCCAGCAGCUGCUUAAAAAGAUCAAUGAGCUUACAGGUAUCAAGGAGUCAGACACGGGUCUGGCACCGCCGGCUCUCUGGGAUCUUGCCGCUGACAAACAGACUCUUCAAAGUGAGCAGCCGCUCCAGGUUGCCAGAUGCACAAAGAUCAUCAACGCAGACUCUGAGGACCCAAAGUACAUCAUCAACGUGAAGCAGUUUGCCAAGUUUGUGGUGGACUUAAGCGAUCAGGUGGCCCCGACUGACAUCGAGGAGGGCAUGAGAGUAGGUGUUGACAGAAACAAGUAUCAGAUCCACAUCCCCCUGCCGCCUAAAAUUGACCCAACCGUCACCAUGAUGCAGGUGGAGGAGAAGCCUGACGUUACAUACAGUGAUGUCGGUGGAUGUAAGGAGCAGAUUGAAAAACUGAGGGAAGUGGUUGAGACCCCCCUGCUGCAUCCGGAGCGCUUCGUCAAUCUGGGCAUCGAGCCUCCAAAAGGCGUUCUGCUGUUCGGGCCACCCGGUACCGGAAAGACCCUGUGCGCCCGCGCCGUGGCCAACCGCACCGACGCCUGCUUCAUCAGAGUCAUCGGCUCCGAGCUGGUGCAGAAGUACGUGGGAGAGGGCGCCCGCAUGGUGCGUGAGCUCUUUGAGAUGGCCAGGACCAAGAAGGCCUGUCUUAUCUUCUUUGAUGAAAUCGAUGCCAUCGGAGGCGCACGGUUCGACGACGGCGCCGGUGGCGACAACGAGGUUCAGAGGACCAUGCUGGAGCUCAUCAACCAGCUGGACGGCUUCGACCCCCGCGGCAACAUCAAAGUGCUAAUGGCCACCAACAGACCCGACACCCUGGACCCGGCCCUGAUGAGACCCGGACGCCUGGACAGAAAGAUAGAGUUCAGCUUGCCGGAUCUGGAGGGUCGCACACACAUCUUCAAGAUUCACGCUCGCUCCAUGAGUGUCGAAAGAGAUAUUCGCUUCGAGCUGCUGGCUCGCCUUUGUCCCAACAGCACAGGUGCUGAGAUUCGCAGCGUGUGCACAGAAGCUGGCAUGUUUGCCAUCAGAGCUCGCAGGAAGAUCGCCACAGAGAAAGACUUCCUGGAGGCCGUUAACAAAGUAAUCAAGUCCUACGCCAAGUUCAGCGCCACACCCCGAUACAUGACCUACAAUUAAGUUCGCCCGCUUUGGCUUUUUACGUGGAAGAAGGCAGCGAACUGAAGAAAUAUUGUUUGUUUUGUUGUCACCUAAAAUAAAUUGUAUUCCAAAUAAUA